Molecule: messenger RNA, 2324 nt
Organism: Spea bombifrons (plains spadefoot toad)
Lineage: Eukaryota; Metazoa; Chordata; Amphibia; Anura; Pelobatidae
Gene: EZR
Product: ezrin
Exons: 14
Coding region: 201-1952 (583 amino acids)
Biological process (GO): regulation of organelle assembly; positive regulation of early endosome to late endosome transport; regulation of cell shape
Cellular component (GO): microvillus; adherens junction; apical part of cell
Molecular function (GO): cell adhesion molecule binding; actin binding
Source: RefSeq, a predicted model, not a curated record
GAGGGAGGGACCUAUGGGGCUAAAUUGGCGAGUCAGCCAUAUUGCAGCCAGAGGGUAGGAGAGAAGCACCCAAGGAGAGAUCACCAAGGGUAGGGUGGCGAAAGAAAGCUGUCUGCGUAACUAAAAAUAAUUGAGACGCAGCGGAUUUUAUAUACUUUUUAAUUCAAGGCAAAGAAGUUUGCCAGGAAAAAGAAAAAACAAUGCCGAAACCAGUCAACGUUCGCGUGACCACUAUGGAUGCAGAGUUGGAGUUUGCAAUACAACCCAACACAACAGGCAAGCAGCUUUUUGAUCAGGUGGUGAAGACUGUGGGUCUACGAGAGGUGUGGUACUUUGGCCUACAGUACACAGAUACAAAGGGAUUCCCGACCUGGCUGAAACUUGAUAAAAAGGUCUCUGCUCAGGAGGUGAGAAAGGAGAAUCCUCUUCAGUUUAAAUUUCGUGCCAAAUUCUUCCCAGAGGAUGUGUCUGAAGAGCUUAUCCAGGAGAUCACGCAGAAACUUUUCUUUAUGCAAGUCAAAGACAGCAUUCUGAGUGAUGAAGUGUACUGUCCUCCUGAGACUGCUGUUCUCCUUGGCUCUUAUGCUGUGCAGGCCAAAUUUGGUGAUUACAACAAAGAUACACACAAGCCUGGAUACCUGAAUUCAGAAAGACUCCUGCCACAAAGAGUCCUGGAUCAACAUAAACUUUCCAGAGAGCAGUGGGAAGAGAGGAUUCAGACAUGGCACGCAGAGCACCGUGGCAUGCUAAAAGAGGAUGCCAUGCUGGAAUAUCUCAAGAUUGCUCAGGACUUGGAGAUGUAUGGAAUCAACUAUUUUGAAAUUAAAAAUAAAAAGGGGACAGAUCUCUGGCUAGGAGUGGAUUCCUUGGGCUUAAAUAUCUAUGAACAUGAUGACAAGUUGACUCCUAAAAUUGGAUUCCCAUGGAGUGAAAUCAGGAAUAUCUCCUUUAAUGACAAGAAGUUUAUAAUCAAACCCAUUGACAAGAAGGCACCUGACUUCGUGUUCUAUGCCCCAAGGCUGAGGAUCAACAAGCGAAUCUUACAGCUCUGCAUGGGUAACCAUGAGCUGUACAUGCGCCGCAGAAAACCAGACACCAUUGAGGUGCAGCAGAUGAAAGCACAGGCUAAAGAGGAGAAGCUUCAGAAACAAUUGGAAAGGCAACAGCUGGAAAAUGAGAAGAAGAAAAGAGAAGCUGUUGAGAAAGAGAAGGAACAAAUGAUAAAGGAAAAGGAGGAACUGAUGUUCAGGUUGCAUGAAUAUGAAGAGCAAACAAAGAGGGCAGAAAGAGAAUUGUCAGAACAGAUCCAAAGAGCCAGAGAGCUGGAAGAGGAGAGAAGAAGGGCUCAACUAGAAGCAGAGAGACUAGAGGCUGAACGUAUAGCUGCUCUACGUGCCAAGGAAGAUUUGGAACGGCAAGCUGCUGACCAGAUGAAGAGUCGAGAGCAAUUGGCUGCAGAGUUGGAAGAAUAUACAGCCAGAAUUACCCUCCUUGAAGAAGCAAGGAAAGUCAAAGAGGAGGAGGUGGGCGAGUGGCAGAAAAGGGCCCAGGAAGCUCAGACUGAUCUGGUGCGAACAAAGGAAGAAUUGCAUAUGGUAAUGAGUGCACCACCAUUGCCACCACCUCCAGUCUAUGAACCAGUCACAGAUUAUGUAUAUGAAAACCUACAUGGAGAUGGAAUGGAAUACAGUGCAGAAUUAACUCCUGAGAACUUUCUGGACAACCGCAAAGAAGAGCAACGUAUUACAGAAGCUGAGAAGAAUGAGCGUGUUCAGAGGCAACUCAUGGCUUUGACAAAUGAGCUGUCUCAGGCUCGAGAUGAAUCCAAGAAGACACAAAACGAUAUUUUGCACACAGAGAAUGUGCGAGUGGGCCGGGACAAAUACAAGACCCUAAGGCAGAUCCGGCAAGGAAACACCAAGCAGAGAAUUGAUGAGUUUGAAGCCAUGUAAUGGAUUUUUUUAAAAGAUGGGUGGAGUUUUAUGGUGGCUGCUUAAAAAGGUCACUGUUUGGCAAAUUUAUAUUGUUGAUUAUACUGGCUGGAAAAGCAGCCCUAAAAAAUAAUGAUUAACUUGUCUCCACUUGUUUUCCACAAACUCAUACGAAAUAGUCUUGCUUUGCUUUACAGGGCCAACAGGCAACCGAAUUAGAUUUGUUGUUCAGCAAACAGCUAUUUAAUAAUGUGGUGCCAAAAAGCUGGUUUCUACUUUUUUGCAGACUAGAAAUUAAAAAAAUAUUGUUUUCUUUAUUUGUCAUUUCUUUAAAUUUUUAUUUUAUUGUAAAUCACAUUGGUUAAUCUGCUGAUUAAAGAUUUAUUGGGUAAA